UUUCGCUUGUCCAGUGCGCUUUUGAAAACGAAACUUAAAUAGUAUAUCACAAUUUUUGCGUCACUGCAGCACGGCGGGAGGGGUAAGAGCGCAGAUAAAAUCUAACAACAGCUAUUUUUUCACAUGAGAGCAGCAGUGGCGUCAGUCUGUCUCAGUGGUAACUACUCUCUUUUGAAUGUAUUUGAUAAACGUUGAUGUUAAUGGUUUUUCUUUCACGCUCUUCUCUUCAUGAAUCUCCGCGGGUUUGUUACAGGAUCUGCAGUCGUUUUUGUUAUGUGACGCUUACAACAGUUGACGCAGUGAGUUACCUUAUAUGUAGCCAUUUUCUCCAAUAUGAUGAAGAGGGGACAAAGAGUCAGGAUGGCGGCUGAAGUAAUGAGUGAGGCAAGUCUGCUUGAUUUUCUUGAUUUGCGGCAGUACGACAAAAAAAAAGGUGCAGAUUACCUGGCAUGGGUGUCACAAUCUGUGUCGACAUCUGAAAACAAGAGUUUCCUCUUAAAGAAUCCAGCUGGUGCCACGUUGAGGAUAGCAGGGCUUGGAGACACCAUUUACAAAGACGCAGAUGACGAGGUGAAUGCAUGGGGGAAAUUCUACCUUCCCAAGAUAGCACACAUGCAGGUCAUAGGUGUGGUGGAGGGCACCUCAUGCCCGUGUGACCAGCUUAUUCUGAUGACCUGUGAGGACAAAAAGCUGUACGCCUACGAUGGAGAGGAGCUGCAUUUGGUGGCUUCAAGUUGGAAGCAGCUAUGUGACAAGGGAAUUGAGUAUCCAGCAUCCAAGAGCUAUUUCAAUGGGGAGGCCUUCCAAUAUAUGACUGAGGAUGACUGGGCAGGUGUGAGGAAGGGUGACGUGGGGAGGAGACUUGACCACGAGCAUCAAAAACUGGUGCAAGGAAAUACAUCUGCAUUCUUGAAGUGUCUGAAAUCUUCAGGGCACACAUAGAUGCUGGUGUUUCCCCAGAAGAAAAGCCUCACUGCAAAAGAACUCAUCAUAAU
Molecule: messenger RNA, 995 nt
Organism: Thunnus maccoyii (southern bluefin tuna)
Lineage: Eukaryota; Metazoa; Chordata; Actinopteri; Scombriformes; Scombridae
Exons: 6
Coding region: 334-942 (202 amino acids)
Source: RefSeq, a predicted model, not a curated record